Messenger RNA from Carica papaya (papaya), 592 nucleotides. The record is from RefSeq and is a predicted model, not a curated record. Lineage: Eukaryota; Viridiplantae; Streptophyta; Magnoliopsida; Brassicales; Caricaceae.
AUCAUGCACUUAUCCUCGGAAUCUUCUUAUUUAACGUUCUCGAUUUCCUUCCCAAAAUUCAGUGACUCAAACUCUUGUAGAUGUAUGCAUGAGAGGAUUACGAUCAAAAUCAAAUCCAGAAUCCGACUUAUUCUGGAAACUGGAGAACCCGCAGAGAUGGCCGCUAAUUCAGGAAUCAAGGCAAUUAUCGUCUUGGCGUGUUUCGCUAUGUUGAUGGCGUUUGCUUUAGCGCACGAGGCUCAUCAUCACCACCACAAGCCAGCUCCUACACCCAGCCCUACACCGUCACCAGUCCCGGCUCCGGCUCCCGGCGCACCGACCUCUUUUGGCACCGCCAUGUCGCCCUCCGUGCUGGUUGGACUCUUUAGUUUCAUCGCCGUUGCUUUUGGUGUGAGAGACAGGGUCUGAUCCGGUGAUUGAUUACCUUAAGUUCCUCGAUCGGUUUUAUGAUAUGAUUAGUUUUUAUUAUUUGUUAGUUAAAUGUUUAUGAAAAAUACAUUAUUAUUAUUAUUAUUAUUAUCUACUGUUUUAGCUUUCAAUAAUUUGUGUAAUGUAUGUGUUUAACUAAUUCACUUUAGAUAGAAUUGAGAGC